ACCCUGGGUCCUUAAUCUGUUUGUUUCGUGCAACAUUCGGCCUUAGUGGUUCCGAGAGCGACGUAACAUUAACCAGAUUGCCGCGGUACUUUCUGAAUUGCUGUAAUAAUGAUGGUACGUCGAUUAUUGCCCCGGCAGGCAAUUUAUUUUUCUUUCGACCGCUAAUGGACCAAAAUGAAACAUCAAAGUCAAUAUAAUUUCUUUUUUUUUGUUGUGCUGCAAUAAAAUAAUGAAUUUAUUAGCAAUUAUGACAAGAUCAUUAACUUCAAUGGAUUUUUUUACUAAAAAAAAUCUCUUAGUACCAGAGAGACAUUAGGGUAUUUGUUAUUUGCAAAGUUGAUCAUUUCUCUCACGACGAUCUCUAAAUUUUUAGUUUAUUGUUACAUUCGUUUUCAGUUUCAAAGAAAUUAGAGAAAAUUUUCUUUACCUCUAAACUCUAUACCCUAGAUGGCGUUGUGAAUUUCCCAUACACGCGCUCUCCGGAAAAUCAAUAAAGGAAAACGUCAACUUUCCUUAAUUUCCAUCCCCUUGAACUCUCUACAUCGACUGAAUGAUAUAACCGCAUUUAUAUUCUCGAUGUUUUUUCGGUAAAAACAAUAUUCAAAUUUUUUAAAUGCCCAAAAAAAUCAAAUUUACUGUUAUCCAUUCUUCCAGCGAAGAUUCAAGAUACAGGGUGUCCGAGUUAAACGUGCAUGGACCGACUGUGAAGGGAUGGAGGUCGGAGAAAGAGUGCCAGUACCCUCAGGAAGUGGUACUGCAGUUAGAAAGAAAGUGCUCCUUGAACAAGAUCCAGAUUUUGGCUCACCAGUACCUAAUACCCUCCAAAAUUCAGUUGUACUCAAACAACGAAAACCUGGACAAAGAGUUGGACUUGGAGAAGAUAUCUUGGAACUACAUCGGUUAUAUAAACCUUUCCAGCAAUGAUAGUACCGAAUUCAAGAGCAGGGAACUCAAAUCAGCCAAUGUGCCUAAGAUUGAAGCCACCUAUAUCAAGCUACACCUUCACGAAAAUCACGAGAAUGUUCUCAAUCACUUUAAUCAAGUCAGCGUAAUAGCUAUUAACGUGAUAGGUUCGGAAAUCAAUCAAAAAACCCCAGAGACCCAAACUAAAGAUCCACAGUUGGUAAAACUACAAGAAAUCCUCAAUAAUCCUGAAUAUAUCUCACCCUACGAUGAUCUAGCUUUCGAAAUGUAUGUAGCGACCGAUAUAGCAGAAGUUAUCAGAGAAAUGGAACUCAAGAAAUACCUAGCAGUCAUAAACGAAAGAUUCGAAUAUGCAAGAAAACUAAAGCACGCCAUGCUUAUGCUUAGAUCUGCCGGUGAAAAACUCGGAAAAUAUGAGCUGGAAAAACGUCACGCCAUCGAAAUGGAAGACUACGAAAGAGCCAUGCGCAAAAAGAAUCAAAUCGAACAAUUCAGAAAGGAAACUUUCCAAGAACUAGCUAUAGAAGAAUUAUUAGAAACCAGUGGAGCUUGCCCAAAAAAUGACGAAUGCCUUGAAGAACCAGAUAACAACAAACACUUGUUGUCUCCGAUCAUAAUGCGAUCAGACCGAAGAUCAAGCUCACCCAAUCAAACGCAUAUGCUUCAACAAGCUUCCCCCAUGCAUAUACCGAGGCACCAGAGCCCUAAAAUGGGGUCCCCUUGUACAGGGAGUCCUACGCCUAGCAGGGGAUCUUUCAGGAGAAGAAACAAGUCAGCUGGGGCUGCAGCUAAGUCUACGUUUGAGAUGUAUGAGGAAAAACCGUUGCCUGCAUUGAGACAUUCUCAAACUAACGAAUUCCUACGCGAAUGCCACCUGGAACCAGACCAAAAAACCACCUCGAAACUGACAGAAAGAGAAAAGAAGCAAGCUAGCUUACCUAUUCUGGUUUUUGGUACUGAUCUAGUGGAGAAAUUCUACUCAAAACACUAUACAGACAAGGAAGAAGGCUUGAGAAGACUCAAAGAGGAACUACUGUGCUACGACGCCACUAAAAUGCACACACCCAACAAAACCGCAAGAGCUGCAAUUUUUUUGUUGCACAGGGCCUUGAGGGAUAAAGUUUUUUCAGUGUACAAUCUGGCCAACGAGGUUAUAAGGCUGUUUUUUGUCCAAUUCGUACCUGGAAGAGUGGUUCCUGCGGAAGUAUCGAGGAGUGUAGACAAAUUACUGCCAGAACUACUAACAAAAUCCGGUGAUACAAGUGCCAGAAUUCACCAUAUGGCCGUCCAUACCAUACUGACAAUGGCUGAUGUUAAAAGUGUCAGAGAUCUACAUAUAAUACCUGUUCAUUUGAGUAGACCUGUAAGUAGCAGUACUCAUCCUAGAUUAGCUCUCAGUAGGGCAGAAAUGGUGGAACAGUUAAUUUUAAGUCACGGGAUAUCGACAGAUAAACAAAGCGGUUUAACGUGUAGAACUCUGUCAGAAUUCGGAUCUAGCGGACUGCAUCACCCUGCAGAAGCUGUCAGAAAGGUGUCAGAAAGAAUUCUGGUUUUAGUGUAUAAAGUUAAUCCUAGAAUGGUGAGGAAACAGCUACCUCCUGAUGACGAUAUCACGAGAAGGAAUCUGUUAUACCGACAGUUGUUUCAUGAGUUCGAUAGCAUAGAUUUGGAAAGAAAAAAAGAGGCUCUAGAAAAGAACAGACUGAUUCAGCAAUGCUCAGCAAACUCGAACUCUGACUGUUUCAGUCCGGAACCAGUGUGCGAAUCCCGCAGCGAGAUCAGCAAGUGUAUCAGUUCCAACAAUUUGGAAACUCUGGCCAAUAAUUUCGUUAAUAAUGAAGCUAACAACAAAACGAACUAUCCCUUGGCUAAAAGCCUGAGUGGGGGAAAUAUUGGACAAACCAAUGGACAUGUUAAGGGUGACAAUGAAAGAAGAAGUGUUAGUUCGGCUAGUGGAGUGUCCACACCAAGUAACAACUCUAAGGAAGAUGACGAAAGACACUGUAUCUUCUGCAACCAGUCAGAAAAAACGAUUUUGCUCAUGAGCAACUCAAUGAACUCACAUUACUGGAGGUCCUGCCCCAUGCUGGUCAGGUGCAAGCUGUGCAGUCAGGUGGUGGAAGUGGCAGGAUUAACUGAACACUUGGUAUCUGAAUGCGAGCAAAAAGAACGGUUUUUGCAGUGUACCAAGUGCAGCGUGGCUGUAAACAAAGAGAAAUAUCAAUCGCAUUUGGCCAAUUGUAUUGAAUUGCCCGACGGAUGUACCAGGUGUCCUCUGUGCCAGGAAGACCUGGACAUCACCGACGUAUGCUGGAAAAAUCACCUCAUGACAGGUGACAAAGUGUGUCAAAAAAAUGCCAGAGUGAAGCUAGCAAAUAAUCUUAAGCAAGUCAAAAUUCAACUUUAACUUUUAAAUUUAUAGUUAAUUAAGAAAAUAAAUAUGUAAUUAUUUUUCUAAAUCGCACGAUGUAUUUGCUACAAUCUUUUUCUUAUUCAAAAAAAGACGAAUUUGCUUAUAUUCUUUAGAAAAUCUAUACAAGGAGUAAUUCACAGAAACCUGAUCACCCUGUAUAGAUUGGAAACUUAUAUGGUGCAAUUUAUGUGCAAUAUUAAUUAAAAAAAUAUCUCUAAGAUACUUUUUUUAUUAUGUAGAAUAACAUUUAUAAAAAUCUUAUUGUUGAAAACAUGGCUUGUACAAAAUAUUCUGUACAGAAUUAUUGAAAUCUGUUAUAGUACCUACGUAGUUAAAUUUUUCAAUACCUAAUUAAAAAAGCUUCUAUUUUUGUUUUAUUUUAUUUAAACAUAAUUAAACACCAGAACUGACUAUACAAUUUAAAAUUAACGCAUAAACACUUUUUAUAAUAAUUUAAUUUUACAGUAAAAGCACAAAUUUUCAUCUCAUCUGCAAGUAAAAUUAAAAUCUAAGUAAUACUGGCUUUGUUUUAAACCAGAAAAAAAAACAUUAAAGAAUGGCUGUGAAAAACCUGUAAGGUGAAAUAAAAAUAACAGAAAGAAGGCAUUCACGUUUAAGAUAAGAGAAAAAACUGAAUAAUUUUACUUGCACGAAAAAAAUAAACUUAAAAAUUUCCUGGAAAUAAA
Sitophilus oryzae (rice weevil) is the source of this 4023-nucleotide messenger RNA. RefSeq names its product centrosomal protein of 104 kDa. The record is from RefSeq and is a predicted model, not a curated record. The transcript is spliced from 13 exons. NCBI's taxonomy places the organism in Eukaryota, Metazoa, Arthropoda, Insecta, Coleoptera, Curculionidae. The coding region runs from base 614 to 3331 and encodes 905 amino acids. Gene Ontology annotation, cellular component: cilium.